UACACAUAUGAGCGUCACGAUCGUUUAGAUCGUGAUACAUACGAUCUAGUAUGAGGAAUAGACUUAUGGGGAUGCAGAUUUAUUUAUUGUAUAUUAAGUGUCUUAGGACUGAUUUAUAGAGAUUGUUUAUGUUAUAAAAGACAGUCUUUAUUUAAUAUUUAUCAUUGUUUGAAAGUUGACGACUCCUUCGUAUCGUAGCACAUCCCGCGCAUGUAGAAUAGAGUAUAACCCUAAGAUGUUAAAUCCCAUGUUAUCCUCGAGAGUGUUGUAUCUUACAUUGUUUUUAAUUAAUUUUACGCAAACUGUUGUUGAAAAUGAGUUUUGUGAUACGCCUGAUGAAGAUGCGAAGAUUAACAAUAAAUGCAACAUUCAAUCACGCUAUUCUCGAAACCGUUAUAUACUCUACGACGUGAACCCCCCGGAAGGUUUUAAUUUAAGAAGGGACGUCUACGUUCGAGUAGCGGUUUUUAUAAACAAUUUGAUUAAAGAAGAGGAAGAAUUCAAGUGGCAAUUAGUCUUGCCACCAUGGGGCAAUUUAUAUCAUUGGCAGAGUAAGCAUAUAGGAUCGCAAAGACAGUUACCCUGGGGCCUAUUUUUUAACAUUCCAAGUUUACGAAAGUACAUACCAGUCAUUGAAAUGCAUCAAUUUUUACAUGAGUUCCCUUCUGAAAGUGGACAGACACAGCUCGACAAUGUGUAUGUGUUACAAAACGAUGAAGAGAUGUUCAGAACAGGUAAAUUUGAAGAUAAAAAUGAAAUAACAAAGUGUACGAAGGAGUUACAAUAUCACAAAGUAGAAGCUAAUAGAUAUGGUGGAUAUUUUUGGGGAUAUCGCAAUGUAACUUCGAGAAUGGUUAAAUGCCUUAAAUUUCAUGGUUUCAUAUCCAGCCUCAAACAAAAUCUCAAACCUAACGUUUAUAGAUCUAUUGCAUUCGAUUAUAUGGAAAUCGCAUUGCACGAUUCUUAUGGUUCACGCGAAUAUUGGCGAGCCAGACGUAGUAUGCGAUACAAUUCCGAAUUGUACUCUAUCGCAAACAAGUACAGAGAAACGUUUCUUAAUUCCACGAACGAUCGCGAUAAGACAAAACGACCGGAUGACUGGACUAAAGAAAAGAAAAGGAGGAACGCGGUCGGAGGAGCUUACUUAUCAGUUCAUCUGAGAAGACGCGACUUCCUUGUCGGUCGUUCUUCGAUGGUACCCACUAUAAAAUCUGUCGCUUUACAAUUAAAAGAGAAGUUGAACGAACUUAAAUUGAAUACCUUAUUUGUUGCUACAGACGCUAUAGAUGAAGAAUUUGAGGAACUCGAAAAAUAUCUAUUGAAUUACACGGUUUUAAGAUUUAUUCCGUCCGAUCAUGUACUGAAUAAGUUUAAAGACGGUGGGGUUGCCAUCAUCGAUCAAAUAAUAUGUUCUUAUGCCAGAUACUUCAUAGGAACGGCCGAAUCAACGUUUACAUUCAGGAUACAGGAGGACAGAGAAAUUAUCGGCUUUCCUACGAAAACGACAUUCAAUUACUUAUGCAAGGAUGGAAAGAAAUGUGGCUCCGACGGGCAAUGGGAAAUCGUAUGGUAAUGUACAUCAGGUUUACCGAUCAGUUCUUGUUCACGACGAAUCUCUUGCUCCCGUUGUUGUUCCUUGGUCAAGGCUUCUUUCUGUUUUACUUGUUGUAAUCUCAAUGCUCUUUUCUAU
Ceratina calcarata is the source of this 1690-nucleotide messenger RNA. It is a transcript of the gene O-fut2, whose product is annotated as O-fucosyltransferase 2. Gene Ontology annotation, molecular function: peptide-O-fucosyltransferase activity. Gene Ontology annotation, biological process: protein O-linked glycosylation via fucose. The coding region runs from base 236 to 1573 and encodes 445 amino acids. Lineage: Eukaryota; Metazoa; Arthropoda; Insecta; Hymenoptera; Apidae. The transcript has 9 exons. The record is from RefSeq and is a predicted model, not a curated record.